This is a messenger RNA of Homalodisca vitripennis (glassy-winged sharpshooter), 4843 nucleotides long. RefSeq lists its product as uncharacterized. The record is from RefSeq and is a predicted model, not a curated record. Lineage: Eukaryota; Metazoa; Arthropoda; Insecta; Hemiptera; Cicadellidae.
GGCUCGGGGCAGUCGUCGUACAACUCAGUGAGAGCAGUGACUCCUCGGUAGUGAGUGUCGCAUCAAUCAUAACAGUGCCGUGUUGUGUUGUGAACCAGUGAGUGUGUCGGUGAUUGAUGUGUGUGCUGUGCGGGGUGACUUAGUGAGUGAUGAGCCUCAGUGUUCACGUCGGCCCCUGGGCGGACGAGGCCAAAGGAGUGCUCAAGGCGUGUGAGAGAGUGGACGACGAGUUGAGGUUAUGUUUGGACCGCGGGAGCGACUCCGACAGCCAGCUGGAGUUGAACCGGUCGCUGACCGAACUCAUCGAGUCGAUCACCUGCAAGGGGGACAGCGGCGACGAGGACCUCGAGGAGGACUCGGGUCGGCGAGUGGUGGCCGAGAUCGUGGAGCGCAUCUUGGACCGAGUGGAACAGACGGCGUCCGGCGCGCCCCGCCGGCGGAGUGUGGAACUAACCGAGGCGCGCGAGAUCGAUGGUGAGGGAUCACGUGACACCCGCCACCCGGGGGCGGACUCGCCGAAGAAAGUGCGCAGGAAGCGGGAUCGCAGUGACCACGGGAGGAAGAAGUCGCGUAGAAGGUCGACCUCGUGUUCGACGACCUCGUCCGCGUGCUCCGACGUCUCCAGGAAACACAGGCGGAAACACAAACAACACAGGAGGAAAGAGGAGGAUCCCAGUCCGAGGGUGAAUCCGAUCUUCUUGUGGGUAAAGCAGGACGACACGAGGAUAGUAGAAGUACUGUGCGAGGACUACGACAAAAGGAACAGGCUACGGCUGACUAAGACGGCCCACGGAUGGCGUGCCAUGCCCAGGACGGAGAGGCUGGACUCGGCACUCUCCAGGAGUUCCCUGGAGUUGUCCCCCACCUCGGAGUGUCCUCCCCCUCUAGUCUCUCCUGCGGUCAUCAAGACCGAGCCUGCUGAAGAGCUCCCUCAUACCAAAGAGAAAAAGGCGAAACGCUGUUUAUCUAGGAAGAAUAAGAAUAAGCGCUGUGAUAGGAAAAAGGACAAAGGCUUUAAUCAUGAAGAUAACUAUGUAGAUGAAUAUAAAAAUGUAGAUGUUGUAAAUAAUAAUCACUGUAGCAUUAGUAACAAUAACAAAAUUAUUGAAAAUAGCGUAAUUUUAGAGCCGAAUCUAUCUGAACCGAGUUUAAGGAGUUUUGGAUAUAAAAAGGCGUGCCAUGGAGAUUUAGGUGUAGAUAAUAAAAACAAAACGAGAGACAAUAAAGCAUUUGACGAUUUCGAUGUAUAUACGUUUGUACCAACACCAAAGACAGAUUUUGAAGAUAAUAAUAAUGUGGAGGACGCUGUUUCUGAUAUGGAACCUGAAAUUCCAACUAAUACAGAACUCGAAAUUAAGCCAGAGCCUAAAGAAGAGAUCGUUGAGCCUGAACCGGACCUCCCUAAAACUGAAUGUAAUGUAGAAGAAAUAAAAGUCAAACUUGAAACGUCAAUAAAGAGCCCUGAACCCACUGUUGAAGAAACCAAACGCGAAGAAGAAUUAAAAUCUAAUGACAGUGAAGCUUUAAUAAACAUGGAAAUCUGUGAAUCAAAUCCCGAUACAGAAAAUCGUUCCCCCAAACAGGAAGAAGAAUGUGAAUCAGAGAAACCUUCAAUUUUAUCAGAUUCGCUGUCAUCAAGUAUUGAUCUCGAUUCUAAGUUGGAAGAAAAGGAAAAACAACAUGAAGAGAUAAGAAUAUCGUGUGAGUCCGAGUUGAAAUCUUGUGAUUCGGAUUUAAAAUCAAGUGACUUAGAUUCAAAGUGUCACGAUUCUCAGCAGAAGUCUUGUGAGGAUUUAAAUCCAAUGCAUUCACAAAAUGUGGAGGUUCACGAAGAGUCAAUUAAUGAACAACUAUCUAAACAUCAAAGCCCAUUAAAAGAAGCAGUAGAUCAACCUCAACCUGAAACACCGAUUAUUGACAACUUAGAAGAUCAAAGUGAAGCAAAAUCCGUUGAAUGUGAACCGGUGGUUGAUUCCAAACUGUGUAUAGAUUCAAAUGUUAUCGAGGACAUGGAAGACGAACAAUUAGAUCAAGAUUUCAAUGAUCUCAUUGAAGAAGAAAUAGAUGAAGAUGAUGAUGAAGAAGAAACACCUCCUGAAGUUAUAUUACCUGAGCCGCAUUUACAAACACCAGAACCCUCUCCACAACCUGUACCUGAACAUUCAAUUAAUGAGCCAGAAAGUAGCCUUACUGAAAUUUCUCUUCUGCCUGACACAUCCCUUGAUUCUGAUACGAUACAUCUUCCAGAUACCACGACCAAAUCUGACACUUCUCUUUUGAUAAGCACUAACAUUUCUUUAGGCCAGAAGCUGUCAAUUAAGGAAUCUCCAGACAUCACAAUCGAUACAUCUCUCAUUGGUGGUUCUUCACUAGCUAAUCCUAAGUCUGUUCACGCGACUGAGAUCAGUCAUCAUUCUCAUAGCGAUAUAAAAGCGUCUAUGUUGCAUGAUGCAGAAAUAGAACGACAAAUAACAGCAGACCUUGAUGAAGAUCAUUUACUUGCUAUAGAAGAAAUCCUUCAAGGAGAAGAGUGCGUAGAAGAUUUUGAUGAUGACGAUUUACCAGAAGAAUAUCCAGUGAGUCAUGAAUCACCUGUAAAUUUAGUUAUAGACUUGAAAUCUAAAGAGCAAGUGGAUAAUAGUGGAAUUCCUCUUUCUUUAAGGACGGAUGACUUUCUCGAAAUAUUUCCUUCGCCUAUCUCCAUGAAAGAACAGUCUGAGCUUCUUCCACCAAUUACAACACCUAAGAAGAACGUUGAAACUGUAGAGAAACUUAUUCCGCCAGCUCAUCAACAGAGUAAAACAAAGUUCCUAGAAUCAAUAUUGUCUUGUCCUAAAAGGUGUCAUAAUGAUAGUGACAAAAAAGGUGAUUCCUCCGUUCAACAGGAACCGUUAUAUCUAGGUGUGUCUAGAAAAAGUGCCAGUCCUACAGUUAGCUCUUCUGAUGGGAGAAAAUUCUCUUCUCCUGAACUGGAACCGAAGCCAAAACGUUUGAAAGUAGAAGAUAUCACGCUUAAAACAAUUUUAAACAGAAACAGCAAAGAUUCUCUCUCGAAAACUAAAAUCAACAAGUCUAAAGACACUGAAGACACACUACAAUCAGCUGAUUCAACGACAAAAUCAAGAUUACUGGAGCUAUUGACCAAUGAGAAUGAUGAACAUAUCAACAAGUUAGAUCCUUUGACGCAGUUGAAAGAAGUGCUUUCAGAUCCUGAUUUAAACGUUCCUGAUCCUCUUUUAGUGCCGAGAGCAAGACUUCCCGCGUUGGUAGCAAAUCCCGCUAAAGAAAUUCCCAGAUUGCUUGCCAUGAAAUCAGAAAACUUAUCAUACCCAAAACUAUUAACCGACCCUGAUUUGCUGGUUGUCUCCUUGUCUCAUCUACAAAGUCUAUUGCAAGCCGCCGGCAAGGAAGAGGAAAUGCUGAAAUACCAACAACACGCCCAGCUUCUUCAGCAACAGAUGAAGCAAGAGCAACCCACUCUGGACGCCGCCACUGCAACAGCUCUAAACCAGAUGAUGUGGUUGCCUUACCUCAGUCAAUUAGAGGCAGCCGCCAUGGCGUGUGGCAACACGCAAGACUUCAUGACUAUGCUGAACAUGGUCUUCCCCUCGGGAACCUAUCCCCAGAUGAAUCCCUACAUGAUGUCAUCUUCUUCCCCAGGGAUCAACGCAUACGACUAUAAAAGCCAGAUGGAGUUCCAGCAGGCCUUUGCACUGUGGAAUGAAGCAAUGAUGCAAGCGGCUACAAACCAAUUUGCAGCGCAAACUCUAGGCAGUUCCAACAACAGCAGUAACAUAUCAUCAAAAUUAUAUCAGAACUAUCAAGAUACCAAAUACAACCCAAAACUGUCGCACACUAACUCCCAGAGCAAACAGGACCCCAAACAUACCGCUGCAAGGACCAGUCCGAUUACUCUAAAUUAUCAACAGAACAAAUACAGAUCAAGUCAGUACCCGUACACGUCAAUGUUCAGCAUCCCAACAUCAACUCCGACAACAUCUCUGGCAUCCGGGGGAACGGCACCUUACAGGACCACCCAGUCAUCCCAGUCUCAACAAUCAUACCAAAGCAGUAGACAGAGAGGUUACAACUACAACAGCGGAUAUUCCAGCAUGAGGCCUCCAACUAUACCGUCCUCUCCGAGCGUACCCAAGGUCGAUCCUGCAAUAGUGGGGCCCAUCAGCACCUCGGACUUGUACAAGAGUCAGCAAAAACACAGCAGCAGCAGCAGCAGUUGCAAGUCACUCAUGAACAUCCUGUCCAAGCCGAAACAGUCUGAAGUGAAGAACGUCAACAGAGUGUACCCUACGUCGACGACAAUGCUGCCCAAGGAGACGACGAUAAGGACGACCUCCUCGGUGAGGCAAGAACCUCCCAAGCUGAAAGUGAAGCAACCUCAACAUCUCGUCGACCCCAAUUCGAGGCCAAAACUCCUCAACUUCGACGAGCACGGGGAGGUCGGGAGCACCACGGGAUCCCUGACCCCGCACUUGGACGAGGCUCACCCCAACCUCUGGCACCCUCUGUUCAGCAGCCACCAGCAGAAGAGCUACUCCUCGCCUUGGCAGUGGACGACCCCUGUGACCGUGGCUGGUGACUGACCCUGGCUGACCCCCUUCCAGCCACCACACUGGUAGGGGAGGGGGGACUGCGCCCCCUUGGCUCCGACUGACUGUGACUGCACCCCCCUCCAUGGCUGUGCCCCACCCCACGUUACUGUAUUGUCGUUACGUUGGACACACUGACUACGAUCGACAGUGCUGAUGCUACCUAACUACUAUAUACAAAUAUUUAUAAACAUCGUUAAAUGAAUAUAUUAGUGUGUUUAUGUUAAGUUUUGUAA